AGUCAGCCGUCAAUCAAAUCAAAUAAUCACACAGUCUCAAACCAUCAAAGAAGCAAACAAGCUAGUUACUUGUUUUUCUGCAUUUCUGAAGAUUUUGGGUAAAAUUAAAUAUUUUGGUCUAGUGAAUAUUUCGCGAAUCAAUAAAAAAAACAAUACCUAUUAUAAGAUAACGUUAUCAAAUUAUAGGUAUGAUAUUAGCUGAAACAUUAUUGUUUUCUCUUUCAUUAAUCGAUAGCGGUGGUAUAUUGUUUCUUUUGGUGUACUAUAUUAUCACUCUUUCUGACUUGGAGUGUGACUAUUUAAAUGCACAAGAGUGUUGUGAUAAGUUAAACUAUUGGUUGCUCCCUAAAUACAUCGCACACACGUUUGUAACAUUUACACUAUUGUUACAUGGACAAAUUGUUCUCUUCAUAUUGAACUUGCCUAUGUUUAUAUGGUUAUCAUUCGAAUAUUUUACUGUACCUCGAGGAAAUCUUGGCGCCUAUGAUCCAGCUGAAAUCCACAACCGUGGCCAAUUGAAGAAACAUCUGCGAGAUGUAAUGAUUUACAUUGGUCACUACCUAAUUUUCUUUUUUAUAUAUUUGUAUUGCUUCAUACUUUCACUUUUGAAAGGAGAUCCACUACAUAGAUCUGCAGACGACCAAAUUGUGACAGAAAUUUAAUUACAAUGGCAGACAAUAGUGAAAGUCAAAGUUCUUCAAGUUCAUAUGAUGAAACCAGUGAAGAAGUAAGUUCAAGUGAAGAAGAUAUAGUAGAAUGUGUCAAGGUACCUUUACAAGAACAUAUUGCUGCAAACUUAGAAAAUAGGGAACUAUUGCGAGAUGCAGAAGCAAUAACUUGCAAUACUACUUUAGUAGAUAAUGUGAUCAAUAAUUAUAUUAUCGCAAAGAUGAUUUUAAGUAAUUUGUCAUGGCAGGAGAAAAUUAUAUGCAAGCAUGUUUGUUCUACAUGGAACUCUGCUAUCUUUGCUCUGCAGCGGGAGCAGCUAUGCCCUGCUGACUUUGUGGUUGAUUUCAAGACUUUUAUGCUCAAGAAAUCUUAUACUUUUGACUCUGAACCUCUUGUAGUGUUCUCAUUUGCAAAUACAACCGGACUCAGCAUAUCAAGUAGUUGUUCCCAAGUGUCCUCAGAACAAGUACAUCCAUGGAACUUCAGAAGCUAUCAGGUCCCUCCUGCUUCCUGUAACACUAUGAUUCCACUUCGAUGCUCAAAAGUUUGUGGCCAAAAACAUUGUUGUAUUGAUUUGGUGCAACAUUAUGUGUGUGCUCCAAAACACUGUAUGUUGACAGUGAGGGCAGGUUACUUGUCAUACUUACCCUUGCAGAACUCUCCCACGCACAUCCAUACAAUUUUACGUUCUAUGUUUAGAAAGCCAUUCCCAUUUCUUGGAGGACUCUUUAUACCAGUCAUCCCUGAUGUCAAAUUCCAUGUCAUCAACAUAAAAUCUAACCGUAAUAUGCAGCGGGAUUUCUACAAUGUUGUCAAUGAAAUUGGCAGCAAUAGAAUUUUCAAAGGCAUACUUGUUUUUGUCACUGAAAACUUCCUCUUGCAGUCUGCUGAAGAUUUCUAUUACUUAAAUCAUUUUAGGGAAUUGCAACCAGACACUCCUUAUGCUUUAGGAGGUUGUAUAGUUGAAGACACAAUGUUUGGACCAACUGAUAUUGACCAUGUGAUAGACCGUGUGAAUGAUGGUACAGAUUUUGUGAGUGAGAACUUAAUUUCUAUUGGAAUGUUUACUUUGCCCAAGAUCAGCGAGCUGGAUCAGUCUGAGAAGAAUAACUUUGAGGUGUUUUCUCUAGUUAUAGAAUCAUCAGAUUCUACCAAGGCGAAAAUACAGAAGACAAUAACUGAGUUCUCGAAUAAAGUACCACGUUUUGAGCACAGCAUAGUGUUGAAGCUAUCCUGUAUCGGGCGCGACCAGAAACACGAUGUCGAACAAAACUUCUUCCGAGACGCGUUUCCCAACACCAGGCUUAUCGGGUGCUAUGGUAAUGGGGAGCUGGGGCUGAACCAUCCCGAGCGGGCCACAGACGACAUGCCUAGCCAUAAGAGGUUCUGCCCUGAACAAGGUCCACAAAUUGGAAUUAUUUAUUCUUAUUCCACUAUUUUCUUUUACAUCGGCUGGGGCAAAAUUACAUCUCCCCAAGGCCCUGUGAAGGUCUAACAUCGAUAUCUUGUAAUAACUUAGAGCCUGCCUAGCUUGAUGUGAAAUAGUUGCAUUUUAGUUCUUAGUAACCUGAAUAUUGAGCCAACAAACAGUUAAUUACCAUCCAUUCAUGGUUUUCUAAAAACAGACAACCGAUUCAAGUCUAAAUAAACCCUAGCAGUGUAAUUAAGCAUAUAUACCUAAAGGGACAAUUUUAGGAUUUUAUAAUUUAUACAAAUUUACAAUUAUUUAUAGGUUUUCAAAAUUAUUUUCUUAAGAAAUUGUCAUUAUGGACUCUAACAUGUUGCUUGUAAUUUUGUACUGUGAUACCUUAUGUCUCUGGGUUUAAUGUUUUAUUCCUACGUAGUUUUAGGUAAUUAAAUUAUAUUUAUUAUGUCUACAUAUCGGAUCGUUUGUAUUCAAUCCGUAAUUUCGGGAAUGUAAAUUUAUAUAACUAGUUUUUCGCCGCGAACUUAGACCUCGCAAAUAAUAUUUUUUUACAAAAUUGUGAAUAAUUCUUAAACGACUGAACCGAUUUUGAUACCCCACGAACUUAAAAAUUCUAUUGGCAUACCCUACAUACCUUUUAAAUUUCAUCAAAAUCAGACCAACGGUUCGAAAGUUAUCGCGUUACAAACAUACAUACAUACAAAUAUUUUUGCCCCAAGUAGAACGUUCGACUCGCUCGCUUCGCUUGCUCGGCCAUUUACAACAUUAAUUGUAAAUACAAUGUGUUUAUAGCUACACGUUAGUUUUGCUGAGCUAGUUCCGCAAGUUCUACACAUAUUCUGCGUCUAAGUUAUAUCGUCGAUAUUAUUGAUGUGUAAAUGUAAUGUGAUGUAUAAAUGUAUCGACUCAAACUUGUAAUUAAGUAAGUACAUAGAGAAUAAUCUAAUUAAUCAUAUUGGAAUAAGCGAAAAAAUCAAUCACUUUCAAGGAUCCGCGUCAGGGUCAUGUCGGAAAUAGAUGAAAACAUUUCGCCGACCCGAUCCGACCCUACUACGAUAAUUGGGAUGUGAAUAUUGUUUUGGUGGCUUCAACCUAUCUACCAUGAAAUUAGUACUUCCAAGCGAAUACAUAUUAUGAGAGCCAACUUAUAGUGUAUUUUACAUGUAUUCGUAAACACACUCGAGUUCCAAUUCACACUUGUCGCAACUUCAUUUGUACACUUUUUACUUUAUUUAUUUUCGUUACGCUACUUUGAUAUUGGACAACUUCUGAAGUUGUACGCAGUUUGUCUAAUGUCUAAGUACUUUGUUUUAAUAAAACAUCAGUUUUUGUUAUCCCAGUAUUUGGAAUAAAAGUACCUAUAUCUUAGAAAUUUCGCUAUUUUCGGUAAAUCCCCAUUCUUUGAAUUAAGGCGUUGGCUCUAUACCUGCAUGUAUGACUAGAGAUAAGAUAGCAUUAUUUAUAAACGGACACCAGUGUAUGAUUGUUUGUUACCGAUAUAAUAUUAAUCGAUUUUUAAUCAAUGACAUUCACUUUGCUAGUCUUUUGUAGGUACAAUACAUACUUAAAAUUCUUA
Plodia interpunctella (Indianmeal moth) is the source of this 3671-nucleotide messenger RNA. RefSeq lists its product as uncharacterized. The record is from RefSeq and is a predicted model, not a curated record. The transcript has 4 exons. Bases 668 to 2164 code for a protein of 498 amino acids. NCBI's taxonomy places the organism in Eukaryota, Metazoa, Arthropoda, Insecta, Lepidoptera, Pyralidae.